AUGGAGAAGCAAGAGAACAAGCUGUGUUGCAGAGUGGUAUUGUUUCCUCAUCCAUAUAUAGGCCACACUACUCCGAUGCUCAAUCUAGGAAACGCCCUUUAUUCUAAGGGAUUUUCCAUUAUCAUUAUCCAGACUACUCUCAACUCUUCAAAUUCAAGGACAUUCCCAAACUUCACCUUCCACUAUAUUGAAGAAGCACCAUUGAGUUCUGAAGCAUUUGCUUCCUUAUUGGAUCCUUGGGAGACCAUAGCUUUACUGAAUACGAGUUUUUCGGGGCCUUUUCGAGAUUCGUUGUUCAAAGUUUCGGAGGAUGACUCCAACGAAAAAGAGCCCAUAUCUUGCUUGAUAUCAGACCCACUGUGGGAUUUUGCAGGGAGAGUUGCUGAUGAAUUUAACCUCCCAAGACUUGCACUAAGAACUGGUGGCUUAUUGGCCUUUGUUGUCUAUGAUGCUCUGCCACUUUUACGGCAAAAAGGCUAUUUCCCCCUCCAAGAGAAUGAUCCAGAAGCACCAGUAUUGGAGAUUCCUCCCCUGAAAGUGAAAGACCUUCCAUCAGAAGCAUCUCAUGUUGCACUUGCUGCUGUGAUUAAAGAAGCCAAGAGUUAUCACCUGGGAUUCAUCUCUAAUACAUUCAAGGAACUUGAAGGGUCGUUUUUAGACCAAUUCAGCAGAAGUCUUCCAUGUAUUCCUAUCUAUCCAAUAGGCCCACUGCACAAGUACUCUUCAACUUGUACAGACAGAAAGCUUAAUGAAGAUCACAGCUCCAUGAUCAACUGGCUAAACACACAAGCACCAAAUUCUGUAUUAUAUGUAAGCUUUGGGACUAUUGCAGCUAUUAACAAAGAACAGUUUGCUGAGAUAGCUUGGGGGCUUGCCAAAAGCAAACAACCCUUUUUGUGGGUGGUUCGAUCCAAGUUGGUUGAUGGCGCAAUUGUAAAUGAUGAUAUAUAUCCCGAAGAUUUUCUUCAAACCAUAAGUGGGAGAGGCUAUAUUGUAACAUGGGCACCACAGAGAGAGGUUUUGGCCCAUCCAAGUGUAGGAGGAUUUUGGAGUCAUUGUGGUUGGAAUUCAACUAUUGAGAGCAUUUGUGAAGGGGUACCCAUGAUUUGCCUUCCAUUUUUUGGGGAUCAGAAGAUGAAUACUCUACAUGUAAGUGAUGUGUUGAGGGUCGGGUUGCGAUUAGAGAAAGAGUUAGAGAGACAGGAAAUAGAGUGUGCAAUCCGAAGACUGAUGGUGGAAGAAGAAGGUGAAGAGAUGAGAGAAAGGAUAGCUGCUUUGAAGGAGAAAGCACAUAGCUGUCUCAUGGAAGGAGGGUCUUCAUUCAAAGCAAUGGAUCAGCUAACUGACCACAUUUUAUCAUUUCUUUGUGCUGAAAAACCCAGGAGAUGAAACUCAAGUAAACUCAAUCUAUCACAAGACUCCCUACUUUCAGCAAACCCCCCCAAGAGAUCUUACUAUUCUCAAAAUGUCCAAAAAUGUCACCAAAGUAGCAGCUAUAUGCAUAUCACUAGUGAUAAAUUAGGGAGCUCUCGAUAGAACGGUUAUACCGCCUCCACAGAAGGGGAUAUGAUAUGAUGGGACGUAGCCACAAAUGGAAAAAUGAGAUUUAAGGCUGUUGAAAGUUGUAACAACUGAAUUGUAUUUUUCUUGGGUACCACUAGGCAGCAGUUUGUGUUCUCAGCAAUAAGGAUGUUGGUGAAGCGUUUCAACUUAGAGAGAGUUCUUUUCCCAUUUUCCUUAAUGUUGCAAAAUUGUACUACUUUCCCAAGGGUAGAGAGUGCCUCUCUCAAUGAUCGAAAACAUUUUCCUUUUAAAAAGGAAGGAAUGCCACAUUUCCUCCCUAUUUCCUA
This is a messenger RNA of Beta vulgaris subsp. vulgaris (sugar beet), 1850 nucleotides long. RefSeq names its product UDP-glycosyltransferase 76B1. The transcript is spliced from 2 exons. Bases 1 to 1389 code for a protein of 462 amino acids. NCBI's taxonomy places the organism in Eukaryota, Viridiplantae, Streptophyta, Magnoliopsida, Caryophyllales, Amaranthaceae. The record is from RefSeq and is a predicted model, not a curated record. Gene Ontology annotation, molecular function: UDP-glycosyltransferase activity.